Molecule: messenger RNA, 396 nt
Organism: Fraxinus pennsylvanica
Lineage: Eukaryota; Viridiplantae; Streptophyta; Magnoliopsida; Lamiales; Oleaceae
Source: the annotation of a GenBank genome assembly
AUGAUUCAUAUAGACUACGAGGAUGAAAUGGUGGAGGACGAGGAGACUGAGCCACUUUUUCUUGGAAGAUAUCAUAGCUUACCAGAGGAUGGCCUUUUUUCAGAAUUUGAACAGGUGCAGAAAGUGGGAAACGGCCUCAGCCAAAUUUCAGGACAGUCUACUAUGUUUUGGGAGGGAGUGAAGAGAAGUAGAUUUUCAUCAGACAAAUGUCAAAAUAUUGAUGUAGCCUAUCACUUGAAAAGAGUUCUCCAGAGUAACGCUAGUCUGCUGAAUACACAAGUUGAAGCUCAAAAUAUGAACUGUCAAGUCGACAGAGAGCAGAGAAAGCGCAACAGUUUAGUCACUUCUCUUGACAAAAUUACAGAUGCUCUAGCAAAAAUUGCGGAUAAGUUGUAA